Messenger RNA from Piliocolobus tephrosceles (Ugandan red Colobus), 5780 nucleotides. It is a transcript of the gene EXOC6B, whose product is annotated as exocyst complex component 6B. Lineage: Eukaryota; Metazoa; Chordata; Mammalia; Primates; Cercopithecidae. Gene Ontology annotation, cellular component: exocyst; membrane. The transcript has 21 exons. The record is from RefSeq and is a predicted model, not a curated record. Gene Ontology annotation, biological process: exocytosis; intracellular protein transport; Golgi to plasma membrane transport. Bases 132 to 2474 code for a protein of 780 amino acids.
GAGGGAGGGGUCGGCCUGCGGGUAGCCAGAGGCUGGGGCGGCUGUGGAGCCUGGGUGGAAGAAGGAGUGUGGGGCAGCGAAAAGGUGAGCCGAGCUGACGGAGGGGACGCGCUGCGGGGCGCCCCCAGUCUAUGGAGCGGGGUAAGAUGGCGGAGGCGGAGAGCCUGGAGACAGCGGCAGAGCACGAGCGGAUCCUGCGAGAGAUCGAGAGCACUGACACGGCCUGCAUCGGGCCCACGCUCAGGUCUGUUUAUGAUGGUGAAGAACAUGGACGUUUCAUGGAGAAGCUUGAAACUCGUAUCCGUAAUCACGACCGAGAAAUUGAGAAAAUGUGCAACUUUCAUUACCAGGGCUUUGUGGACUCUAUAACUGAACUGCUGAAAGUGAGAGGAGAAGCUCAGAAACUCAAAAAUCAAGUGACGGAUACUAAUGGAAAACUACAACAUGAGGGAAAGGAACUGGUAAUAGCAAUGGAAGAGCUGAAGCAGUGUCGACUACAACAGAGAAAUAUUUCUGCCACUGUUGAUAAAUUAAUGCUGUGUCUUCCAGUCCUAGAGAUGUACAGCAAACUGAGGGACCAGAUGAAAACUAAGAGGCAUUAUCCUGCACUGAAAACUCUGGAACAUCUAGAGCAUACCUACCUGCCUCAAGUAAGCCACUAUCGAUUCUGCAAGGUGAUGGUGGACAACAUCCCCAAGCUUCGAGAAGAAAUAAAAGAUGUUUCUAUGUCCGAUCUCAAAGACUUUCUGGAGAGCAUCCGCAAACAUUCAGACAAAAUUGGAGAGACUGCCAUGAAGCAAGCCCAGCAGCAAAGAAACUUGGAUAACAUCGUCUUGCAACAACCCAGAAUAGGUAGCAAGAGGAAAUCUAAGAAAGAUGCAUAUAUAAUCUUUGAUACAGAGAUAGAAAGCACUAGUCCUAAGUCUGAACAGGAUUCAGGAAUUCUGGAUGUUGAAGACGAGGAAGAUGAUGAAGAGGUACCUGGGGCCCAAGAUUUGGUGGAUUUCUCUCCAGUAUAUCGAUGUCUACACAUAUAUUCUGUCCUGGGUGCCCGGGAAACAUUUGAGAAUUACUACCGAAAACAGAGGCGAAAACAGGCUCGUUUGGUACUUCAACCUCCAUCUAACAUGCAUGAAACUUUAGAUGGCUACAGGAAGUAUUUUAAUCAAAUAGUAGGCUUUUUUGUGGUUGAAGAUCACAUUUUACAUACAACCCAGGGCUUAGUAAAUAGAGCCUACAUUGAUGAACUGUGGGAAAUGGCACUUUCAAAAACCAUCGCAGCACUCCGUACCCACUCGUCUUACUGCUCUGAUCCAAACCUUGUGUUAGAUUUGAAGAAUCUCAUUGUGCUUUUUGCUGACACACUUCAGGUGUAUGGUUUCCCUGUAAAUCAGCUUUUUGACAUGCUGUUAGAAAUCAGAGAUCAAUAUAGUGAAACUCUGCUAAAGAAGUGGGCAGGUAUUUUCAGAAACAUACUUGAUUCUGACAACUACAGUCCUAUACCAGUAACAAGUGAAGAGAUGUACAAAAAGGUGGUAGGACAAUUCCCAUUUCAAGAUAUAGAACUGGAAAAGCAACUAUUUCCAAAAAAGUUUCCUUUCUCUGAAUUUGUGCCAAAAGUUUACAACCAAAUUAAAGAAUUUAUCUACGCUUGUCUGAAGUUUUCAGAAGAUCUUCAUCUAAGCUCAACUGAAAUUGAUGACAUGAUUCGUAAAUCAACAAACCUGUUGCUGACCAGGACUCUAAGCAACUCUCUGCAGAAUGUCAUUAAAAGGAAGAAUAUUGGGCUUACUGAGCUUGUCCAGAUUAUUAUCAAUACAACACAUUUGGAGAAAUCUUGUAAGUACUUGGAAGAAUUUAUCACCAACAUCACUAAUGUGCUUCCAGAAACAGUUCACACUACCAAGCUCUAUGGCACCACAACUUUUAAGGUGAGAGGCCCUGUGGUAUGGUGGAACUGCUUCUGGUGUAUACAGUCUGGGACAUUCUACCUAACAUGGCUUUGUUUCUGCAAGAUAGGAAAGGUGGCCCAGACAGCGUGUAUGUCAGCUUGCAAGCAUUUAGCUACAUCCUUGAUGCAACUUUUGUUGGAAGCUGAAGUGCGGCAGCUUACCUUGGGAGCAUUACAGCAGUUCAACUUGGACGUCAGAGAAUGUGAACAGUUUGCCAGAUCCGGCCCGGUGCCUGGGUUCCAGGAGGACACGCUGCAGUUGGCCUUCAUCGACUUGAGACAACUUUUGGAUCUUUUCAUCCAGUGGGAUUGGUCAACCUACCUUGCUGACUAUGGUCAGCCCAACUGCAAGUACCUCCGGGUAAACCCAGUGACUGCUCUGACCCUGCUAGAGAAGAUGAAGGAUACUAGCCGCAAGAACAACAUGUUUGCACAGUUUCGGAAAAAUGAGCGAGACAAGCAGAAACUCAUUGACACUGUGGCCAAGCAGCUCCGAGGACUCAUUAGCAGCCACCACUCAUGAAGGGUGGCCUGGACCUACAGAGGCGACCUGCUGCAGCCCCUUUGUCUGGGAUCCAACCCCAGCUGACCCUGCAUUUGUGUAUUCUUCUUCAAAGAGAGCAUAUGUAUUUUUUUAUUAACUCCUGUGCAGUAGUCACAUAACAUUUCCCUAUAGUAAAAGAGGCACAAGAAUAAGCAAGUACAUGAGGUGUUGCUAGGUUGGGACUCAGGGGAAGUUAUUACUACACUAUCUGUGUUAUCUUAGAGAUGGUGGUAUCCUCAAUCCCAGUGUGAUGAACCCCCUUCCAUCCAUGGCUCUAAAGCUUAGGUCAGGGGCUUAGGAGCCACCAAAAAUGGGUAUCUGGCACUGGGAGGUAGAGUGAAUAAGCAAAAGGAUACUAAAAUAUGUCCUGUUCACUCCUGGAUGCCCAUUCACUGCAUAGAUGAGGCUGAUUCUUCUCAAUGCAAGGAAAGGGCCUGGCCAACAUUAUUUAAUACACUAAGGGGAGCUCUGGAGGGUCAUCUCCUCAGUCUGCUGACUUUCACUGGCUUGUGAACAAACAUGUCAUAUGGCAAGAUGACAGCUUCAUUCCAAUCCCCCAAGCUUGGCAAUUUCUUUAGCCUAGAUCUAACCUGAGGCUUUUACUGCAAAUUUUUCUGGGGCAGGAUACAGCUAAGUAGAGAGCGGUAAUAAUUGGAUCCCAUCUUUAACUGCAGAUUGCACCAACUCUAGGAGUGUUGAGUCUCAACCCAAGGAGUUUUUCUGGAUCUUGAAAGCCAGUUUUCAUGGAAUCAGAGACCCAAUCCCUUCCCUGCUCAUCUCAUUUCCUUCAUUCACAGUCAGAGCAUUUGGUUCAGGACAUAAAUCAACAGUUAUUUCCAUAGGUCUUCACAGAGCGUCUGAGACUUAGCCUUCUCCAGUAAUGCUGUUGAAAUAGUUCAGAUUUCAGAAGCCUAAAAAUGGCCCUUACCUUACCCUUAGGUGAAACCUGAGGAUUAGUUGGGAUUGUUCCUUUAUGUUUUAAAACCAGUUUUUUGGCUAUGAUCUUCAAGGAAAUGUCACCAGCUCUGCACUGUGGGGGCAGCCAUGACUGGACUGGAUGCAUCUAGGGAUGGAGACAUUGUUACCAUAAAGUCAGCAGAGCCAACCAUGGCUUGUGACUUGUUGCCUCUGACCCAACUGUCCUUCACUAAAUAAUAUCCUAGAUAUUAUUUUGUCGUUGAAGCCCAAGGUUCCCAUCCUCUUUUGAGAUCCCCAAAACCAUCUUUGGCUUUGUCUGAGAAAGAUUGCCUAUAAUCCUAUCCUCCAAACUCUAAAGCCUGGAGCAGCUUAGCUUGGAGGCUGCAUUCAUUGUCCCAGAUGGACUCCUGAGACUUCAUACAAGGGCUUUGCUAUGAAGUCAGUCAGAGAAAACUGUACUUUAAGAUACUUCAGAAAGAUGCUACUAUGGCUACUGGCAAGAGUAUAAUUGCGCAUCACCAAACAAUGACAAAUAAGCCACACAGGACUUUCCAGCUUGGAUUGGUGGGAGGAGAGACUUGUCAAACAGAAUUCUUCACUACCUUUGUCAGCUACUGAGUUGCUUCUGGGGAGGGAAGCACUUACUUGCCCCCAACCACCCUCAACCCCUCUACCUCACCAUAUCCUAUCACAUCUUGAUAGUCAUGGGGAAGAGGAUGUGCACACAGACAUACAAACUUCCUCAAAGCUGGAGAGACCAGGCUACAUGUGAGCUCACAGACGCCUGCUGCAGCUCAUCCUGAGGGCUGGGUGGUUGGCCAGGGUUUCAGGAUGAGGGUAAGGGAUGAGCACUGCCACCCAGAACUUGAUAAGCCAAGAGAAGGCAGGAGCCAAAAUGGCAUCGCCAAGCUCUCAUCUUUGUUGAAACAAGUAAGAAAUGAUUAUAUUAAUCUGAAGUUCUAUUGCUUGAGAAGGGUUAAAAACACUUUUCUUCGCUAGUAUCCCCUUUGCAGCAAGAUCUCUUCAGCUUUAAGUACUGAGAGACUUUGAAGUGGAAAUGGAGAGACAUGUAAGCAUGCCACAGUGUUUAUCUUUAGAGGAUCAUCAUUGCUGGUCUCAUCCCAAACCUCUGCCUUGGAAGAACUGUGCUAUAGAGGAAAAGGUGAACAAGGUGGAGGAAUAGGGUUUAUUCUGCACAGAAGUCCCCUGAAAGAAAAAGCUUAUUCAAGCUCAAUAUAUAAAGAUGGACCCUUUGAUAUAUCUUCUCUCCAUUCUUAGUCUAUCUAACUGAAAGCAACAUGCAGCUACUGAGUUGUAUGUAGAGACAUAGUCUUGGUUGGACAGGGAAGAUAAAAACAGGGACCAGCAAUGUCAAGUUUUUGAAUUAGAAAAGUGGAAUGUUUUUAGUUUUGUCUGUAGACUUGUAGCUGGGCCAACCCUUGAGAGGACUUUUGCAAAGCAUGUGUGCCCAUACCCAUCAGACUCCUCAGAUAUGGCCUCAAAUACCUAGAGAUAUAGAAACCCUGGAGGGCUUCAAUAAGAGGGCAAGCACACAGAUGGCUAGAAGCCCAUAUGGCUUUUGGUCAGGAUGAACCCUUGGCCAAGUUCCUGGGGAAACCAGGUCUGUGUUCCUGAAGGGACAGUCCAGUUUGGGACCCUAUUAGGUUUCAGUAGUAAUAUAGGCUGCUUGCAUCAUUUUAACAUUCAUAGGAAAAAUCUCUUCGAGCAGGCUGUAAAUGAAGCUGUUGCAGGAAGGAAGGAAUAGGACCUGAAAAUGGGAACCAGGAAGUGAGACCCUGUUGGCAAAGGGAAUGUACAGCUUCCAGAGUGCAUUGCCCAGUGUUUUCAUUGCAUACCAGUCCUCCAAGUCAGUCUAGCCUUACUGUACACUUGACAAGUGCUUACUCAGCAAGUCACAGACCCACGGCCUUUUAUCUCUCAAGAUUGGCUUUGGCCAUGACCUUCCUUAUCAGGCCUCUGAGCACACUCUCUAGGGACUGCUGCAGAAAUUCCCCUACCUUAGCCUCCCUUCUCCCAGGACUCCUCUCUUGACUGCAAUUGCCUCUUUUUUUUUUUUUUUUUUUUUUUUUUUGCCUGCAUUCACAAGUACUUUUCACAAAGGUGUUGGAAAUGGCGUUUUUAUUUUGCACAGAUAGUUGCACAUUUAUAGAGAAAAUUAGGAAAGUCCAUUUUUAACUCUGAAGGGAACUUUUUUCUCUAAAACUUACUAGUAAAGCUACUGAUAUGGAUGGGCCGCAUGGUUAGGGGAAAUCUCCUCUGUGAAAAGAGCAUGUUUAUUCCUCUUGUACAUUUUCCUCUUUUAACUGCUAUUAAACAAGAAAGCCUACAUACCUGUUUCAAAAGCCA